GAAGCGCGGUACCAUCGCAGAUCGGAAGUGGCGCUCUUCACGGUCCUUCUUGUGUCGUGCACGUGGAACGGGUGAGCGUACUGGUUCAGCGCUGAUCAGUUUUGCUGUGUACAAAUUGGUUAUCUCGACCAGUGCGAAGGAUCAACCAUGGCGACGACCAAGGUCGACAAUCCUGAGAAGCCAGGACAAGAGGUCACUCCCAUUCAUCGAAUUAGAAUCACGCUCACGUCGCGCAAUGUUCGGUCCCUCGAAAAAGUGUGCGCCGAAUUAAUCAACGGGGCGAAAAAGCAAAAGCUGAAGGUCAAGGGACCUGUUCGCAUGCCGACGAAGAUUCUGAGAAUAACUACCCGUAAAACACCGUGCGGCGAGGGUUCGAAGACCUGGGAUCGCUUCCAAAUGCGAAUUCACAAGCGAGUGAUCGAUUUGUAUUCGCCAUCGGAGAUUGUGAAGCAAAUCACAAGCAUCUCCAUCGAGCCUGGCGUAGAGGUGGAAGUGACGAUCGCUAAUGAAUAAAGUGUCAUUAAGAUCACAGUUUUAAUAAAAAUAUAUGAAAAUUUGAAACA
Vollenhovia emeryi is the source of this 563-nucleotide messenger RNA. It is a transcript of the gene RpS20, whose product is annotated as 40S ribosomal protein S20. Gene Ontology annotation, molecular function: structural constituent of ribosome. Lineage: Eukaryota; Metazoa; Arthropoda; Insecta; Hymenoptera; Formicidae. Gene Ontology annotation, biological process: translation. The transcript has 3 exons. The coding region runs from base 148 to 513 and encodes 121 amino acids. Gene Ontology annotation, cellular component: cytosolic small ribosomal subunit; ribosome. The record is from RefSeq and is a predicted model, not a curated record.